Beta vulgaris subsp. vulgaris (sugar beet) is the source of this 1878-nucleotide messenger RNA. Its product is annotated as protein SUPPRESSOR OF K(+) TRANSPORT GROWTH DEFECT 1. Gene Ontology annotation, biological process: vacuole organization; endosomal transport. The record is from RefSeq and is a predicted model, not a curated record. The transcript has 8 exons. Gene Ontology annotation, molecular function: ATP hydrolysis activity; ATP binding. NCBI's taxonomy places the organism in Eukaryota, Viridiplantae, Streptophyta, Magnoliopsida, Caryophyllales, Amaranthaceae. Bases 278 to 1582 code for a protein of 434 amino acids.
AACCUUCCUCAAAUCGUCAUUCAAUUCUCAGCACCUCAGGCUAAUCCACCACUAAAACUCUACAAGGCCAAUUCUUCGUCUUUCUCACGCGUCACCUCUUUUGAAUCUUCUUCCCUCAUCAUCAAAUUCAUCAAGCCCCCAAUUUCUCUCUCCUAGGGCUCACAAUUAUUCCUCCCGAUCAGAUAAUCUCAAUUAUCACCAUCCUUAUGCAACCCUAAACCUAAAUCAUAAUCAAAUCAAAAUCAAAAUCAAAUUCGAUUGCGAUUGAGAUUCAGCUAUGUACAGCAAUUUCAAAGAACAAGCGAUCGAGUACGUAAAACAAGCAGUACAAGAAGAUAAUGCAGGAAAUUACGCCAAAGCUUUCCCUCUUUACAUGAACGCAUUAGAGUAUUUUAAGACUCACUUGAAGUACGAGAAAAACCCUAAAAUUCGCGAAGCGAUCACACAGAAAUUCACUGAGUAUCUUCGUAGAGCUGAGGAGAUUCGGGCUGUUCUUGACGAAGGUGGCGGGUCUGGCCCCGCUACUAAUGGUGGCGAUGCGGCGGUUGCGGCCCGACCCAAGGCUAAGACUAAGGAUGGGGAUAAAGAUGGGGAGGAUGCUGAGCAGGCUAAAUUGAGGUCCGGGUUGAAUUCGGCGAUUAUUCGAGAAAAGCCAAAUGUCAAGUGGAGUGAUGUUGCUGGUUUGGAGAGUGCUAAGCAAGCUUUGCAGGAGGCUGUUAUUUUGCCUGUCAAAUUUCCUCAGUUUUUCACUGGUAAGAGGCGACCAUGGAGAGCUUUUCUUUUAUAUGGACCUCCUGGAACAGGAAAGUCAUACUUAGCCAAGGCUGUUGCAACUGAAGCAGACUCAACAUUCUUUAGUGUAUCUUCUUCAGACUUGGUCUCAAAGUGGAUGGGUGAAAGUGAAAAGUUAGUUUCCAACCUUUUCCAGAUGGCCCGUGAAAGUGCUCCGUCGAUUAUUUUCGUUGAUGAAAUAGACUCCCUAUGUGGUCAAAGAGGGGAAGGAAAUGAAAGCGAAGCUUCCAGACGUAUUAAGACAGAACUCCUAGUGCAGAUGCAGGGUGUUGGACACAACGACGAAAAAGUUCUUGUUCUUGCUGCAACAAACACACCAUACGCUCUAGAUCAGGCUAUUCGACGUCGUUUUGACAAGCGUAUCUAUAUUCCCCUACCAGAUCUAAAGGCUCGGCAGCAUAUGUUCAAGGUUCAUCUUGGGGAUACCCCCCACAACUUGACUGAGAGUGAUUUUGAAUUCUUAGCUCGUAAAACAGAGGGCUUCUCUGGUUCAGAUAUAUCUGUUUGUGUCAAGGAUGUACUUUUCGAACCUGUUCGUAAAACUCAAGAUGCAAUGUUCUUCUAUAAGACAAAAGAUGAUGUGUUGGUUCCCUGUGGCCCAAGGCAGCCGGGAGCUAUCCAAACUACCAUGCAGGAUCUUGCAGCAGAGGGACUUGCUUCGAAGAUCGUUCCACCCCCUAUCGCAAGAACAGAUUUUGAAAAGGUACUCUCUCGGCAAAGACCAACCGUGAGCAAAUCAGACCUCGAGGUUCAUGAGAGAUUCACACAAGAGUUCGGAGAGGAAGGUUAAUUUUUCUGAUGGAAGACUGGCAAUGGCACCUGAGGAGUUUGUAAUUUAAUUAUUGCUACUGGAUCUAAUGGAGUAAACCAUUCCCUGGCAAGCUCUAUGAUGUGAUGUCCUCUCCUCUUGUAUUCCAAAUACUCAAGUAUUUAAUAUUUGAAAGAAAUUGUUUGUCUUUGGUUGAAACAAGCCUUAUAAUUGUGCAUUAAGUUGCUGCUCAUUAAUUUGUCUAUCAAAAGUAGCCUGCUUGGCACUUGAUCUUUUACAAACAUUUGUAAGUAAUACAUGACACAUUUAAGCGUUAA